AUGAGCAAAUCGGCACUACUUAUUAUUGAUUUACAGAACGACUUUCUAGAAGGGGGGUCAUUGGCUGUUCCUGACGGAAAUGAGAUCAUCGAUCCAAUCAUUGAGCUAGCUCAGAAGAAGGAUUGGGAUUUAGUCAUUGCCACUAAGGAUUGGCAUCCCCAGGACCAUACGUCAUUUGCCUCUAACCACGGAGUCAAGCCGUAUACCGAGCUAGAGUUCACAAACCCAGAAAAUGAAGCGGAAAAGAAAAUUCAGGUGGUGUGGCCGGAUCAUUGUGUUCAAAACUCCAAUGGAAGUGAAUUUCCACCUAAGUUCAAGGCCUUUUGGGAACAGUUUACAGGGCCUAAAGAGCUAGUGAAGAAGGGGUAUCUUUCCGAUAGGGAGUACUAUUCUGCAUUUAGUGACGUUUGGAAGCUGCACAAAACCGAACUGGAUUCGCUUUUGAAAGGGCAUGGUAUUCGAAAUGUUACAAUUGUAGGUCUUGCUCUUGAUUUCUGCGUAUUUCACACUGCCAGUGAUGCUCUCCGAGAGAACUAUUCGGUAACAUUGGUGACUAACCUCACCAGGAGUGUUGCCGAUCGCGAAGGUCCGCCCUCCAAGCUACAAUCCCUGGGAGCACAUCUCGCAGAGUACAACGGCAGCGAAAUUAUUAUCAAAUAG
Komagataella phaffii GS115 is the source of this 660-nucleotide messenger RNA. Its product is annotated as Nicotinamidase. The transcript has a single exon. NCBI's taxonomy places the organism in Eukaryota, Fungi, Ascomycota, Pichiomycetes, Pichiales, Pichiaceae. The coding region runs from base 1 to 660 and encodes 219 amino acids. The record is from RefSeq and is a predicted model, not a curated record.